Molecule: messenger RNA, 1750 nt
Organism: Leptonychotes weddellii (Weddell seal)
Lineage: Eukaryota; Metazoa; Chordata; Mammalia; Carnivora; Phocidae
Source: RefSeq, a predicted model, not a curated record
CUCCAGUUCCUUCGCGGGCGUUUCUUUCCCAGGGAGCGCCGCUAACGGCUCGGCCCGGUCCCUCACCCCCAACUCGUGUUCGGGCGGACGCGAAGCCUCUCGCCGGGGACCGGCCCUCCGCAAGGCCGCAGGCAGCGGCUGGGAAGGUCGGCAGCUGGACGCGGCGACGCCGGGAGGGCAGGAGAGGAGCGGGCCCAGGAAAGCGGUGGCCAAAUAUGGCAGCCGGGCUGGCCACAGAGCGCGGAGCGAAAGCUGAGGACCGGCGGGUAACACGGUACAGACGGAGCCCGCGUCCGCCAUCUACUUCCGGGAUUUAAAACCGGUUUCCGGAAGCCAGGACGGCGUCCCCAUGACAACCGACGUUGGGUCUUUGAGAGUAGUUGCGAGGAUUAAAGGAAAUUGUCCUGGUCGCCAAGUGUAUCAUGGUGCUGGUAGUAGGUGAUAGCUCUCCGCUCAGAGAAAGUGCCAUCACGCAGCCACUAAGGUGGGACUUCUCCACCAGGCCCUUGUCUUAGCGCAAGGAAAACAGCUCCGAUUUGAGGAACUAGUGCUUCUCCCUCAGUGGUGGGAAGAAAGCCCAGAGCUGUCUUCUGGGGAACUGUGGAAUGUGCCCCUGGGGGGCCCAAUAAAGCAGAAGGAAGAUGCUCCAGACCAGUAACUAUAGCCUGGUGCUCUCCCUGCAGUUCCUGCUGCUGUCCUAUGACCUCUUUGUCAAUUCCUUCUCGGAGCUACUCCGGAUGGCUCCUGUCAUCCAGCUGGUGCUCUUCAUCAUCCAGGAUAUCGCAAUCCUCUUCAACAUCAUCAUCAUUUUCCUCAUGUUCUUCAACACCUUCGUCUUCCAGGCUGGCUUGGUCAACCUCCUCUUCCACAAGUUCAAAGGGACCAUCAUCCUCACAGCUGUAUACUUCGCCCUCAGCAUCUCCCUUCAUGUCUGGGUCAUGAACUUACGCUGGAAAAACUCCAACCGCUUUGUCUGGACAGAUGGACUUCAAACGCUGUUUGUAUUCCAGAGACUAGCAGCGGUGUUUUACUGCUACUUCUACAAACGGACAGCUGUGAGACUGGGCGAUCCUCGCUUCUACCAUGACUCAUUAUGGCUGCGCAAGGAGUUCACACAAGUCCAAAGGUGACCACUUCUUGUCACACUGAUGGAUGGAUGCCUUUCCUUCCUGACAGAGGCUAUGUUUGUGGCUCUGUGGGGUGGGCGUCGGCCCUAUGCACAGGAAGCACCUUGACUUUCCUAGGACAGUCUCAGGCCACUUGUGUUCAGCAGUCAAGAAGGAAGAUCUUCCCUCUUGCAAAUUAAAGUGUUUCCCAAUACAGGCUUCAGUACAUAACCCUCCCCGGCCUCCACCUCGGUUCUCCCCCUUUUCCUUUCCUGCUCUCUGUCCUUCUUCUCACACAAGUCUGUGAGGCUUGAUCCUUGGGAAGCUGUCACUUAGCCUGGUACAGGAGGGGCUCCUGGCACCUGCUUUCUUUGCACCAAACAUAAUUAAUGGAUGCAAAGAGUGACAUUUCUGAGCUCCUGACUGAUCACACUGUAGACAUUUAGAUUUUAUACCCAAGGUGGGUGUUUUUUACAUUUUAUAAAUAGGAAAUAAAUUGAAUUCUUUUUCUGUAAGUGGUAGAGUCUGUUUGUGUAGCUAGAUCUCUUCGCAGAUAAGAGGCAUAUCAAGUCCUGGCCUUGGCAUUUACUUGACCCAGUGGGCAGCUUGAGCCACAGAACAAAUAAAGAUAUUUAUUGAGUGCC